AUGUCCCACAGACCCAUUCAAACCUUGCUCAACGCCAACGAGGAGUGGGCACAAAGCGUAGUAAAGGACACACCCGACUUUUUUUCUCGGUCAGCCACCUGCCAGAAUCCCAAGAUCCUUUGGAUUGGCUGCUCUGACUCACGAGUACCGGAAUCGAUCAUCACAGCAUCUAAACCUGGUGAUAUCUUUGUGCACAGAAACGUUGCAAACCAAUUCCACCUCCAUGAUGACAGCGCCCUCUCAGUCCUCUCAUUCGCUAUCAAAGAUGUUGGCGUUGAACACGUCGUUCUCGUCGGUCACACCAACUGCGGAGGUGCCAUGGCUUGCAUGGAAGCAGCCAAAGUCGCAGCCACUAACCCCAGCGCAUCCACCCCACUCACGCGCUGGUUAAGCCCCCUCACCGCACUCGUUCGAUCUCUCGAUCUUUCCGCGUGCUCUGCGAAUGAAGCGCUGAACAAGGUCGUCGAAGCCAAUAUCAUCAAGCAGGUCGACAAUAUCUGCAAGUCGGAACCUAUCACCACUGCCUGGGCAGAUCCCCAUGCGAAGAAAGUUACUGUGCACGGAUGGAUGUACGAUCUUGCUGAGGGACGCAUCAAGGAGCUCGUCGUUCGCGACUCUCAGGCGUGA
Molecule: messenger RNA, 627 nt
Organism: Suillus plorans
Lineage: Eukaryota; Fungi; Basidiomycota; Agaricomycetes; Boletales; Suillaceae
Product: carbonic anhydrase
Exons: 4
Coding region: 1-627 (208 amino acids)
Biological process (GO): cellular response to oxidative stress; cellular response to carbon dioxide
Molecular function (GO): carbonate dehydratase activity; zinc ion binding
Source: RefSeq, a predicted model, not a curated record